Aphis gossypii (cotton aphid) is the source of this 2169-nucleotide messenger RNA. RefSeq lists its product as uncharacterized. The record is from RefSeq and is a predicted model, not a curated record. The coding region runs from base 349 to 1119 and encodes 256 amino acids. The transcript has 4 exons. NCBI's taxonomy places the organism in Eukaryota, Metazoa, Arthropoda, Insecta, Hemiptera, Aphididae.
AAUACCACAGAUAUCGGUAAGUAGGAAUGACGAUAAGGAUAACGUAGUAUGCUUUCAUCGUUUUUGGUGAACAUAGGAAUUUGUAUUAAAUCUUAGCUCAUAAGACAUAAGUCAUAUCAGCCUUUACUUAAUACUUUACUAACUUACUACUUGAUACUUGAUAUCUUGUCAAUACUGUCAGCGACGUUAUAGAACAUUAUUACCGAUAUUACCUACUGUUUAUUGAUUACAUGUAUAAAUUCAAUAAUUUUAGUAUUGAGCUUAAAGAUUUUAUGUGUAUUGAACUAUUGUCCAUAGCAAAACUAACUUAUUCGAACAAAUGAACACUAUUGAAUUUGCUCUUACAUAAUGUCGUAUAAAAACAGAAAAUUAAAUAACAGAGCCAUGUCGGACGAUGAAUCUGUCUCUGAUAGUGAUUAUUUGACAUCUGUUUUAAAUAUGGUUAACGGUUAUUAUAAAAUGAAUUUAGUUGUACCACAGACUAAUUUAUUUUACUCUAGCAAUAGUUUAUUGCCAAUCAAUGCCAAAGUAAACAGUACUACACUUAAUAAUAAAAACCUUAACAGCCAAGUAAUUAAUUCACCUAAUAGCUUGUCAAAUAUGUUAAAAAAUAUUGAUUUAAAAUCCGAUAAGAAUAUGGAUGACAAAAGAUUUCAAUCACCUAAUAAACCAUAUGCUGAUGAAAUUCAAGUAUAUUCAAAACCAUCUUAUUCAGAUAAUAGCAAUCUUUUAGGAAAAACAGAGGAAAAUAAAAACGGAUCAUCUGAAGGUAAAAAUAAAUAUAUUAAAAGUUCUACUUCAGACAAUCAGACUUUAGUAUCUUCUCCACAUACAGAUCAGAAUUGCUCAAAUGAAUAUUUUAAUCAGUUUGAAAAUGAAGUAUUGGCUGACGGGCGUAUGAAGCAAGAUCAGGAACUCCGAAAAAAGCAAAUCAAAAGUAUCAAAAAUAAUAUUAGUAAUAAUGGUGUUCAAACAAGAUCUCGAGCAACACACUCGCAACAAAAUCCUGAAAAUGAAAUUACAAAUAAAAAUGUACCACUCCAAUCUGAAUGUCCUCUAUGCUUUGUGUUAUAUCCGACGCCAGAUAUUGAGGCACACGCGUCAGAAUGCAGUAUUUAAAAUAAUUGUACUAUUUUGGACUAUUAUAUUUAAGAUAUUAUUAUUAAUAUUUGGACUAUUAUAUUUAAGAUAUUAUUAAAUUAAAGUUAUCUUUAAAUAUUAUGUAAGAUACAAAGUAUACCAAUUUUAGGUAUAUAUACACUAUACAGUGUUAAAAAUAUGUAAGAGUAUUGUAUGGAUGUUAAAAUUGUAAGGCAUUUAGGUGGAAUAUAUUAGCUUAAAAUCAUGUGCUAUACUCUCUAAUUUUUAAAUUUUCAACUUCAAAAUGCUGCAUGGCUAUGUCAAUGAUUCAAGAUUAUAAAUUAGUGUUUGUUAUUUAAUUUAGAGGACGCUAUACCUGCAUGUGUUGUCUCUGUCUUAUACACGUGUAACAUGGUUAAAAACUGUUUUGCGCGGCACAACUUUACUCUCUUAAUAUUUAUUUUAAUCAAAACAACCAAAAUUAUAAAUCCCAUUGGAAAAAACUUACUUGUGUUGUAGCGUUUUAAUUUUUUUGAUAACAUGAAUACAAUUUAAGUUUUCGGUUUGAGAACUUUAGGUUUUUUUCAUUUAAUUGUUAAAAAUUUUUGGUUACCACUAUCAAAAAAAAAAAUAAAACACUUCAAGACAGGUAAAGUUCUUCCCAAUGGGAUUUAUAAUUUUAGUUGUUUUGAUUAAAAUAUCGAGGGAGUAAAGUUGUCCUGCGCAAAACAGUUUUUAACUAUUUUAUGCGUGUAUAAGAUAGAGACAACACAUGUGGGAGGUAUAGGGUCCACUUAAUAUGGUGUAAUAAUUUUUUUCACAGAUUUAGAUACUAUAAUUGUCGUUUUUUGCUAUUAAUAUUUGGUUGUUGGAAAAAAUUGUUAACAUAACAUUUUUGUUUGUAUCAUAUGUUAAACCAAAUUACAUUCAUUAUUGUAUCACUUUUUAAAAGUACAUAUUGAUACACCAUAAGUUUUUGUUUACUCUUGUAAGCGUUUGGUAAUGUAAAACUAAAUUUGCCAUUAUUGAAUUUUAAAUAUUAAAAAAAAUUAAUAAUUAAAAUAAAUCAUUUUUUUAUUUUAUUGCUCA